GAAGAGAAUUCAAUAUUUUCGAGAAUGUUAGUUGGUAUCUUCUCACGAGAGGGGGACAGCUGCUAUGAUUGGCUUGUACAACAGCUGCUUUCUCCAAUGUUUAAACCAUUAGUGACAGAUGUUCGAUGCGUUUACAUCUCUAACACUGGAUCCCAGAAUUUCUAUAAUGAAGUGUCUAAGUGCGCAUUUGCCAUCCUAUAUCACUCAAAGAAGAGAGGCAGAAUAAAUGUUACAGAUGUCGUAGACUCUCUGUAUGAUGAGGAGUUGAUGCAUUUAUCCCGUGCACUAGGUAAAGACAGAGUUGUUGUUGUGAUUGAUGAUUUGGAGGACAGCACCCUGGCUGAGAAGAACAGAAUCUUAUCUGAACAGAGGAGUAUUGCAGCCCUGGCCACUGACUUGUUCCUGAUCUCUGAGAGUGAGAAGAGUUCAAUCCAACUAACUGGUUCUCCAUGGGCAGAAUCUCUGUACCAGAACGGGAGAACCAUGUCAGUGAGGGAGAAGUUAGAAACACUGAAGCAAAUAAUAGGCAGGGGACAGAGAAGGCGUUCAAAAAUCUGGAUAAUCUUUGUGUGUUUGGCUAUUGUAGUAAUUGUGGUGAUCAUUAUCGUCAGUGUAAAUCAGAAGCAAUUGCACAGUCCUGACAUUAUUGGGCCAAUAGUUAAUACAUCCAGAGAGGAGAUUAAGAUCAGUACAUCCAGAAAUGAUCUUAAGAUCACAUAAAACCAACAUAACUCUCCAAAGAAGAGAAACGACAACUUCAGUGAUGAUGAUGAUGAUGCUGUGGCUCCUCAUUUAAUUUAAUGCUUCUUAUUUACAUUUGCGCUAAUAAUCAUCAAUGGAGCAGAGGAAACAGCCCUGAACUCAUGGCACCUAUGAUGGCUCUUUAGAAGUUCUCUUCUGAUUACUCUCAAUCCUUUGUUGGCUCCUCUCAAGUCUUCUGCUGGCUCCUCUCAAGUCUUUUGUUGGCUCCUCUCAAGUCUUCUGCUGGCUCCUCUCAAGUCUUUUGUUGGCUCCUCUCAAGUCUUUUGCUGGCUCCUCUCAAGUCUUCUGCUGGCUCCUCUCAAGUCUUUUGUUGGCUCCUCUCAAGUCUUCUGCUGGCUCCUCUCAAGUCUUUUGUUGGCUCCUCUCAAGUCUUCUGCUGGCUCCUCUCAAGUCUUUUGCUGGCUCCUCUCAAGUCUUCUGCUGGCUCCUCUCAAGUCUUUUGUUGGCUCCUCUCAAGUCUUCUGCUGGUUCCUCUCAAGUCUUUUGCUGGCUCCUCUCAAGUCUUUUGCUGGCUCCUCUCAAGUCUUCUGCUGGCUCCUCUCAAGUCUUUUGCUGGCUCCUCUCAAGUCUUCUGCUGGCUCCUCUCAAGUCUUCUGCUGGCUCCUCUCAAGUCUUCUGCCCUUUCCUCUCAAGUCUUUUGCUGGCUCCUCUCAAGUCUUUUGCUGGCUCCUCUCAAGUCUUCUGCUGGCUCCUCUCAAGUC
Molecule: messenger RNA, 1463 nt
Organism: Bombina bombina (fire-bellied toad)
Lineage: Eukaryota; Metazoa; Chordata; Amphibia; Anura; Bombinatoridae
Exons: 5
Coding region: 25-720 (231 amino acids)
Source: RefSeq, a predicted model, not a curated record